Vavraia culicis subsp. floridensis is the source of this 878-nucleotide messenger RNA. RefSeq lists its product as uncharacterized. Gene Ontology annotation, molecular function: protein dimerization activity; RNA polymerase II cis-regulatory region sequence-specific DNA binding; DNA-binding transcription factor activity, RNA polymerase II-specific. Gene Ontology annotation, biological process: positive regulation of transcription by RNA polymerase II. The transcript has a single exon. NCBI's taxonomy places the organism in Eukaryota, Fungi, Microsporidia, Pleistophoridae. Bases 42 to 809 code for a protein of 255 amino acids. The record is from RefSeq and is a predicted model, not a curated record.
UUUCCCUUUUAAGAUAGAUUUUUGCACCCCAAAAGAGAAUAAUGAACGAUAGGAAGAAGAGAUACUCUGACGAAAACGAGGAAGAGAUGGCGUAUACGAACGAGAAUGGUGUGUCUGAUUACCAAUACCAGAAUGAAAGUAUGCCAAGUAGUUAUCAGUACUAUCAAAACAUGAGAUAUGAUGAUCGCUAUCCAAACUCUUAUCAGGAUGAUUAUAACUACCGGUACAACACAUAUCAUGAGCCGCCGAGGCAUUUCGAUCCACGAUACGAGCCGCGCAACAUGCACUACAACCAGGAAUACAACCAACCUGCCUAUGAGCGACCGGCUGGAAUGGCUGCGCACGAGUUCCCGAAAACAAGAAUUGAGGAAGAAAAUAUGGAAAUUGAACAUGUGGCCAAAAAGAAGGCAACGAAAAGCGGAAGAAAGAAAAUUAAGAUGGCCUACAUUGAGGGCAAGAACAAGAGAAGCGUAACAUUCUCGAAAAGAAAGAAGGGAAUCAUGAAGAAGGCGUAUGAACUGAACAUGCUGACAAAGUCGCAGAUUCUACUUCUUGUGGCAUCCGAGAGCGGGCAUGUAUACACGUUUGCAACCCCAAAACUUAAGCCGAUAAUUUCUAAGCAUGAGAAUUUAAUACAACAGUGCCUCAAUGCUCCCAAUACACCGGACAAGUCAAAGUUUAUACCAGAUAUGGAUGAGAAUGGGGCUAUCCACGACAGUGAAAGGCAUCCGUAUGUAAACAGGCAGGACUACUAUGACGGAGGAUACGACUCUAAUGGAAGGGAUUAUGAUAUGAAUGAGAGAAAAUAAGCUUUUAAAUUUAAUUAAACACUAUUAGCACGAACAUGUACACAUCGUUGUAAUGGUGUGAAUUGUUAC